This is a messenger RNA of Clarias gariepinus (North African catfish), 2217 nucleotides long. It is a transcript of the gene cyp27b1, whose product is annotated as 25-hydroxyvitamin D-1 alpha hydroxylase, mitochondrial. NCBI's taxonomy places the organism in Eukaryota, Metazoa, Chordata, Actinopteri, Siluriformes, Clariidae. The coding region runs from base 22 to 1506 and encodes 494 amino acids. Gene Ontology annotation, cellular component: mitochondrial inner membrane. The record is from RefSeq and is a predicted model, not a curated record. Gene Ontology annotation, biological process: cellular response to peptide hormone stimulus; cholesterol metabolic process; C21-steroid hormone biosynthetic process. The transcript has 9 exons. Gene Ontology annotation, molecular function: oxidoreductase activity, acting on paired donors, with incorporation or reduction of molecular oxygen; heme binding; iron ion binding.
GUGUGGGUACAGAGUGUGAAGAUGCUGCAGCAAGUGAUGCGUGUGUCGUGGAGGAGCGUGACCCCAGUGAUGAAGUGGGUGGAACCUAUGGUGAGCGUGAAGACUCUGGAUCAGAUGCCCGGACCGUCAGCAGUCAGGUUCAUCUGGGACCUGCUGGCAAACCGAGGACUGUCCAGACUGCAUGAACUGCAGCUGGAGGGGCGGCGGCGGUUCGGGCCAAUGUGGAAGGCACGUUUUGGGCCGGUUCUGACCGUACACGUGGCAGAACCCGAGCUUAUGGAGCAAGUGCUUAGACAGGAGGGACACACACCUGUGCGGUCAGACAUUUCCUCCUGGAAGGACUACAGGAAUCACAGGGGGCAUGGAUACGGCCUGCUGACAGCUGAGGGAGAGGAGUGGCAGAGUGUUCGCAGUCUUCUGGCUAAACACAUGCUGCGUCCCAAAUCUGUGGAGGCGUACGACAGCACACUCAACUCUGUAGUGAGCGACUUGAUCACUAAACUCCAGCUCCGCACACAGCAAAAUUCUCACGGAGUUGUCACAGACAUCGCAACAGAGUUCUACCGCUUUGGCCUUGAAGGUAUUUCAUCGGUACUCUUCGAGUCCAGGAUCGGGUGUUUGGACGCAGAGGUUCCCAUGGAAACAGAGCGCUUCAUCCAGUCUAUUAACACCAUGUUCGUAAUGACACUGCUCACUAUGGCCAUGCCAGCGUGGCUCCACCGCCUUUUCCCCGGCCCAUGGCGGACGUUCUGUCAGUGCUGGGAUUACAUGUUCCAGUUCGCGAAAGGUCACAUUGAUCAGCGCCUUAAAGAGGAAAAGGAGAAGCUGGCGCGUGGGGAGGAAGUGGAGGGGCGAUACCUGACCUACUUCUUGUCUCGAGCCGGAAUGCCGUUAAAGUCUGUGUACAGUAACGUUACAGAGUUGCUGCUUGCAGGAGUUGACACGAUCUCCAGCACGUUAUCCUGGUCUCUUUAUGAGCUUUCUCGCCAUCCUGAGAUUCAGGAGUCCUUGAGGUCAGAGGUCAUGAAGGUUCUAGGAGACAGAAGAAUCCCAACAGCAGCUGAUGUAGCGGCCAUGCCUCUGAUGAAGGCCGUCAUUAAAGAAGUCACAAGACUGUAUCCUGUGAUUCCUGCUAACGCCAGAGUCAUCACAGAUCGGAAUAUAACAGUUGGGGGGUACAUCAUCCCCAAAAAGACACUCAUCACUCUGUGUCAUUACGCCACAUCACGUGACCCAGCUCAGUUUUCCGACCCAGACUCAUUUUUCCCGCAGCGGUGGCUUGGCCGUGAUAAAGUGCAUCACCCGUACUCGUCUCUUCCCUUUGGGGUUGGGAAGCGCAGCUGCAUCGGACGCAGAAUCGCAGAGCUCGAGCUGUACCUGGCGCUCAGUCGGAUUUUGCUGCAUUUCGAUGUGAAGCCUGAUCCGAGCGGCCAUGUGGUCCGACCCAUGACCCGGACUCUCCUGGUUCCAGAUAGAGACAUCAAUCUGCGGUUCAUCGAGCGCUGAGUCUCAGCACAUGGCAGCGAGACUCUUCUGCACAGGACAACAGUCCAGCACUCAAUAUAAUUAUUACGUAUUAUUAUAUUAAUGCGUUUUUCAGCCCUCUGGGGCCCCCUACAGGCCUGCUGCACAAGCAGCACCUCUGUGUGCACACAUGUACGUGUGUGUGUGUUUGUGUGUGUGUGCUUACACAGUGCUUUUUACAGACAUUACAUGUUCUGUUCGUCUGGAAACAGCACAGACCAGGAGCUGAAUCUCAGGGACAGAUAAAUUAUUCUUCUGUGAGUGUUAAUGUAAUGGACCAAUCAGUAUAAAUCUGUGCUUGGGGACACGCCCCCUAGUAGACACUGCCCACUACAGGCAGCACACAGUACUGGACACGGCCCUAGUGGAAAGGGCCCAAUAGCAGACAGGGACCAGGGCCCCCUAGUGGCCUGUUCAGUUCCUCUGAUGUACUGUCCGUGUUCCUAAGGUCUGUCAUUCCUUCCUCUGUUUUUUAAAUGUGAUAUUAAAUGUUUUUUUUUUAUUAUGAACAUAUUCAUUCCACAUAAUUUUUAUUUCUGUAACUAGAGGUAAACUGUAACUACUGUAAAAUUUUGAUGACCUUCACGUAGCACUUUAUUUACAUAACAUUUAUUUACAUGUGAUGAUAUUAAUGCUCAGGUAAUGGUGCUUGAAAACCAUACUUUUCAUUGUUACUGCAGUGAUUCUGUAGUG